AUGGACAUGCCAAACGGCACCCACCCAUCUCAGAUGUUUAAUCACCAGCUGAUAGAAGCCACUCAAACCGCACUGCAAGUUCAAAAGCAUGAUGGAAAACUCCAAAGGAGAGAUUAUAACAUCCUCCGAACAAAUCGAUUGGCCAAACCAAAAGGAAAUCAUAUGCUUCAAAAAGCUCAGAAAGCCAGUGAAGCAAUAUGGAGCGAUCAACACCCGGUGCACAUCUCCAAUCAUUUAGCUUCAGCUAGCCAAUGGCUCUCAGAAGCCACAUCCGACUCCAAAAAUUCUGCCCAGCUGUCACUCCACAGUCCUUCUCAACCAAACUAA
Messenger RNA from Prunus armeniaca (apricot), 327 nucleotides. Lineage: Eukaryota; Viridiplantae; Streptophyta; Magnoliopsida; Rosales; Rosaceae. The record is from the annotation of a GenBank genome assembly.